Scatophagus argus is the source of this 6232-nucleotide messenger RNA. RefSeq names its product A disintegrin and metalloproteinase with thrombospondin motifs 3. Gene Ontology annotation, cellular component: extracellular matrix. The record is from RefSeq and is a predicted model, not a curated record. Gene Ontology annotation, biological process: extracellular matrix organization; proteolysis. Bases 550 to 4290 code for a protein of 1246 amino acids. The transcript is spliced from 22 exons. Gene Ontology annotation, molecular function: metalloendopeptidase activity. NCBI's taxonomy places the organism in Eukaryota, Metazoa, Chordata, Actinopteri, Scatophagidae.
AGUUGAGCAGUUGAGAGUCCCGCAGCCGAACCAUUGGUGCGUAAUGGUGCACGACUGGACAGCAGAUGUUUCACCACCGGGACACUCUGUCUCUGCACACUUUAUCUGAACUCUUCCUCUCCUGUUUUUCUCAGCGUAGGCGUGCGUUGACUCGCUGUGCUGCCUUUUUCAAAAGUUAUCUGAGGAAGGAAAGGACGAAGUAGGAAAAAAAAAAUUGGGCUACCUCUUCAAACCGUCCCGGUUUUUACCGGGUAGUUGUCGUCAUCAGCACCCCAGAUAUCCCCCCCUUAGCUCCCUAAAUGGAUGGGGCAGUCUUGGUCUAUGCAGUUCAGCACAGGCCAAAAGACUGGAAACAACUUGUGAAUAUCCGUCAGUUUGGCGUCUAGAGGGAAACGCUCAGAAAUGCCCGGCCGCGUCGCUGGAGCUCAGCUCUGAGGACUUUUCUCCUGCAUUGGUGCGUUUUUUUCAGGAGGAAGGACUCUGAUCAAAGUUUACAACAGAAAGGAAAACUCAGCGCUGAAGAGGCAGCUCCACACUAUAGCCCCCGCUAUGGAUUCUAUGUAUUUAUUGAUGUGCUUUUCACUCAGUCAAGUAUUUUUGGAUCAUAUUUUCGCUGCAGAAACACAUGAAAAACUCUCUGGAAAGUUAAGUGAAUAUGGUCUUAUCGUGCCAUUCAGCACAGACUCCCAUGGCCGGUACCUUUCUCACGUGGUCUCUGCUGGAAGUGGAAGUAAAGGUGGUGAUGGUGCUGCUGCUGCUGAUGCCUCGUCAACCAUUGGCAGCAGAAGAAGGGUGGCCCGCGGUGCCCCCGAGGUGCCCUCAGUCACCUCUGCCUCAGCUCAGCACUUGUUUUUCAAUGUCACUGUGUUUGGGAAAGAACUGCACCUCCGCCUGAGGGCCAACAGGAGGCUGGUGGCCCCUGGGGCUUUUGUGGAAUGGCAGGAGGACUUUGUGGAAAAAGCCAAGGAACAUAUCCACAGGGACUGUGUUUUCACUGGAGAUGUGAGUGACAUGCCAGAGGCCUCCGUGGCUAUCAGCAAUUGUGACGGACUGGCAGGUCUGAUCCGGACUGAUAAUGGAGAAUUUUUCAUCGAGCCUCUUGAGAAGGGCCAGCAGGACGUGGAAGUGAAGGGGCGUGUCCAUGUGGUCUACCGCAGGUCAGCCAUCAAACGGGAGACGGGCCAGUGGAGGGAGGACCUCCACAAUGAAGUGGCAGACUUUGGGAUCGCAAACCUCCCCGCUGCUCUGGAUCUUCUCGAACAUAAACUGUCUGAGUCCGAGCGCAAGAGGAGGCAUGCGAAGAAAGACGACUACAACAUCGAGGUGCUGCUGGCUGUGGACGACUCUGUGGUGCGCUUCCAUGGCAAGGAGCAUGUGCAGAAUUAUGUUCUCACGCUCAUGAACAUAGUUGAUGAAAUCUACCACGAUGAAUCUUUGGGAACCAACAUCAACAUUGUCCUUGUUCGCAUGAUAAUGGUCGGGUACAGACAGUCUAUAAGUCUGAUCGAGCGUGGCAACCCAUCCCGCAGCCUGGAGCAGGUGUGCCGAUGGGCCAACACGCAGCAGCGCCGCGACCCCGACCACGCCGAGUACCACGACCACGCCAUCUUCCUCACAAGGCAAGAUUUUGGUCCCGCAGGUAUGCAAGGUUACGCUCCCGUGACAGGGAUGUGCCACCCACUGAGGAGCUGCACUCUGAACCAUGAGGACGGCUUCUCCUCCGCCUUUGUGGUUGCUCAUGAAACCGGCCAUGUGCUAGGCAUGGAACAUGAUGGCCAGGGGAAUCGUUGUGCUGAUGAGACCAGUAUGGGCAGCAUUAUGGCGCCACUUGUCCAAGCAGCUUUCCACCGCUACCACUGGUCACGUUGCAGCAAGCAGGAGCUCAAUCGAUACAUCCAUUCUUAUGACUGCCUGCUGGAUGAUCCCUUUGAGCACAAGUGGCCCAAGCUUCCUGAGCUCCCUGGAAUAAAUUAUUCAAUGGACGAGCAGUGCCGCUUUGAUUUUGGUGUUGGUUAUAAAAUGUGCACCGCUUUCAGGACCUACGACCCUUGCAAACAACUGUGGUGCAGCCACCCUGACAACCAGUACUUUUGUAAAACCAAAAAAGGUCCUCCGGUGGAUGGUACAGAGUGCGCCCCUGGAAAGUGGUGCUUCAAGGGACAUUGCAUCUGGAGAUCCAGCCAGCAGCCUCAAGGCCACGAUGGGAGCUGGGGCUCCUGGUCAAAGUUUGGCUCUUGCUCCAGAACGUGUGGAGGUGGAGUUCGCUCUCGCAACAGACAGUGCAACAACCCUCCGCCUGCCUACGGUGGUCGAGAUUGCCCUGGCUCUGCUUUUGACUACCAGAUGUGCAACACAGAGGAGUGCGCCGGCCCUUAUGAGGACUUCCGUGCUCAGCAGUGCAUCCAGAGGAGCAACAAAUACCACAAAAACAUCAAGCACACCUGGCUACCAUAUGAGCACCCAGAUGAGGCCCGUAAGUGCGAGCUGAGCUGUAAGUCAAAGGAGACAGGAGAGGUGGUGUUCAUGAACCAGGUGAUGCAUGAUGGGACCCGCUGCAGCUACUCAGACCCCUUCAGUGUAUGCGCUCGAGGAGAGUGUCUGCAUGUAGGCUGCGACAAAGAGGUCGGCUCUUACAAACAAGAGGACAAAUGUGGAGUGUGUGAGGGGGACAACUCCCACUGUCGCACCGUGAAGCUGACGCUCACCAAGACGCCCAAAAAGAAUGGAAUGCUGAAAAUGUUCGACAUCCCAAUAGGAGCCCGUCACAUUGUUAUCGAAGAGAAUGAGACCUCCCCUCACAUAAUUGCUGUGAAGAAUCAAGUUACUGGAAACUUCAUACUGAAUGCAAAGAGUGAAGAUGCCGAAUCAAAGACCUUCAUCGAAAAUGGUCUACAGUGGGAGUAUUCCACCGAUGAGAAGGAGACCCUUAAAACAAGUGGUCCUCUGCAUGAAGGCAUUGUAGUGCUGGUCAUUCCCCAGGAAGAAGAUGCAAAGAUCAGCUUGACAUAUAAGUAUAUUAUACAUGAAGACCUGUUACCACUUAUUACAAACAACAAUGUUCUUUUGGCUGAGCUUGACACCUAUGAGUGGGCACUGAAGAGCUGGUCUCAGUGCUCCAAACCUUGUGGGGGAGGUAUACAGUACACAAAAUAUGGAUGCAGGAGGAAAAGUGACAGCCGUUUGGUACAUCGUAACUUUUGUGAGACCAGCAAAAAGCCCAAACCCAUCCGGAAACGCUGCAAUGUCCAAGAGUGCAGCCAGCCCACGUGGACGGUGGAGGAGUGGGGACCCUGCAGUAAAACCUGCGGAAAGCUCGGCUACCAGACCAGGGUGGUGCAGUGCAUGCAGGCGCUCCACAACGGCACCAACAGGCCCGUCCACAGCAAACACUGCACUGAGGAUCGUCCAGAGACCAGGAGGGCCUGUAACCACACUGUAUGCCCUGCCCAGUGGAGGACAGGGGCCUGGUCUCAGUGUUCAGUAACCUGUGACGAAGGGAUUCAGCAAAGGCAGGUGGUCUGCAAAGCCAGCGAUAACACCAUUGCAGAAUGUGAGGGAAAGAAGCCAGAAACAGUCCUCAUUUGCAAACUAAGUCCAUGUCCAGGGCAGCCAAUGUCUCCUCUCACCAUUGAAACAAUGGAAAACUCCACCAUAAAAGAUAAAGCUGCACACCAAAGGCCCUCUGAAAACCCUGUCCACAAAAUAUCUUCAAAUGAGCCAUGUCUGGGGGAUAAAUCGAUAUUUUGUCAAAUGGAGGUUCUUGCCCGUUAUUGUUCCAUCCCUGGGUAUAAUAAGCUUUGCUGUGAGUCUUGCAACAAGAAAGAAAGCCUUACCACAUAUGCUCCUGACCUCCAAAACACCCCAGUGGGCUCAGUUGAACCUGAAGUCUCUGCACCUUCUCACCCCACAUCAACCAAGGCUCCUCCACCCACUACAACCCAGAGCCCACCACAAACCACUAAAGCCAUCGCCAGACGGCUUCACUCCACUGCCCCGGUGCCAACCACCGCUACUGCUGCUGCUGCUGCUGCUGAAGCCUCGCCAUCCACGGGUGCUGCUCCAUCCCAGGGUCCCACCAGCGACUCCUUCCUCACAGCUGGGCAGGGAGACUCAAACCCGGGGGCUCUCCUACCUCCAGGGCCACCACGGCCCACAGCAGACUCCAAUGGAGGUGUCUCUAAAGGGCACAGUCCAAACAGCACUUUAGGCCCAGUAGCUGCCAGGUCAAGAAGGGACAAUUUAGGAUCCGAGAGGGACUCGAGUCACAGAACCCUGUCAGCUCAGAAAUGAACAGUGAGCGAUGUUGUGAAUGUGCUGCUCGUACAUCAACUCACCCUGUGCAGCAUCUGAUAGACUUGCAGUCUUUCUACAGAUUUUUUUGUUUUGUUUUGUUUUUUAACAAAGAUGUCUUUCCAUGCCAGUGAACUUAGACCAGAUCAGAGAUGGUUACCUCAUCAAAACUCCAGAGUGAUCUGCUUGUAGUGUCGCUCUGCCCUCUGUGCUUCAAAUAUGAAACGGAAGAGAAAAAAAAGUUGUCAGGUGCUGUAAACUAAAACAACUAGAAGACAUGUUCAAAAUGUGAUGACUGCAUUGCUACAUUCAUGUGUUUAUCUGUGUACAGUUGUGUAAUCCUGUUUUCAAGUGCAUUAGAACUACUAUUGAACUUGUAUUGUGAACAUGUGAAGAGAUGUCAAAGGACGUGGUUUUACAGGUGCACAUGUCAACUGUGGAGACUAGAGUGUCCUGCCAGAAUAAUUAUAGAUCCUGCCAGUGUUCACUUAUAAUCAGUCAAUAUGUUGCAUUCAAAGCACUUACAAUUGAAUGAUAACAAGUACGUGUUCAGAUUAAUAUUUAUUUCUUAUUCUGUUCCAUAAAAUGAGAGAAAGAAGAAUUUAUAAAAUGCUUACGAUUAUCUCUCACAAUUCAUUGUCUGCUACAGUUUCCAUUUCUUGAUUCUUUGGACUCCAGUUAUCACUUGUGCUACACUAGUAGGCUAAAGUUUAAAAGGAACAGUUUGAGAAAUAUGCUUAUUUGCUCCCUUGCUGGAAACUAAUUGAGAAGAUCGUUGCUGCUCUCAUGCGUAUAUGUUCAGUAUGGAGCUAGGAGGCUGCUAGCUUAGCAUGAAGACUAGAAGAAGGGCGAAACAAUUAGUGUGGCGCUGCCUAUCAGCACCUCUGAAGCUCACUGACUGUAACAUGUUAUAUUUUGUUUGUUUUUGGUUUUAAGGAGUUACAUACUGUUACUGUUUCUUGAUAAACAGCGAGGCGCAGUGACUUCCUGGAUACCUCUUGACACUGUGAUGUUGCCAAGCUAACAAGUAAUGUGUUCAUCAAGAAACAGCCACUGCUCCUUAAAUCAGAAGUUGGAGUUUUUGUCCUAUGUCGUUUUUAGAGGCGCUUAACGAUGUAUUUCUUCACGUUGGACUCAUGCAUCCAGUCUUUAGGCUAAGCUAAGGCAAGAUAUCUCAUCAUCUAAUUUUGAGCAAGAAAGCUAAUAAGCUUCCCAAAGUUGCAAAAUUGUCUUUUUAUUGUAAAUUUACUUAGACUUUUUUAUUCAUCAUAUAAAUGCUUAUGUAAUUGGAAUGAAAUUGAUAAGAAUGAAACACCCAUUAAGUCAAUAGUUAUUUCACUGGCACACUCCAGACUCCAUAGUCAUCACUCCUCACAGGGAGCUUCAUGACUUCCUUGUCCCUGGUGCUCUUUUUUUCUUUUUCUUUUCCUUUUUUUUGUGUAUUUUCUUUUUUUGUUGUUGACAUUUGUUCCCAAAUCCAACGAACGUUCUGGUGGUUAUCCUCGCUGGUAAAAGAUCAUGAGUGUUUGCAAGCCAAACCCACUGUAGCAUGCCCUCUGUCUGUCUGUCUUGUGGAAGUCAGUCACUCACACUUUGAAGACGAAAAGAUUUAAGAAAAAAACUCAGUAUGUUAUUUUUUUGUAACUGAUAUAUUUUUCAGAUAAUAAUGUAUAUAGUGUAAAUUUCAAGGUAUGAAAAGAAAUUAACAACCAGGAGGAGAACGGAAAGUAUGUUGCAAUUGAAAAGUACAGGUGAUGCUGUAAGUCUACUGACUGUGGUUGGUCAUACUGUUACACCAUUCCUGUAUUGCAGUUCAUAACAUCAGUAUGUUUAUUGUAUAGUACUUGUAUAUACGUAUGUGAAUGAAAGCUUUAAAUGUUAAUAUUUAUUGAAUUUUUAAGUGGUAUGGAGAACAAAGUAAAACACAUUUGAAAGAACUGAG